This is a messenger RNA of Microtus oregoni (creeping vole), 3840 nucleotides long. RefSeq names its product heparan-alpha-glucosaminide N-acetyltransferase (gene Hgsnat). Lineage: Eukaryota; Metazoa; Chordata; Mammalia; Rodentia; Cricetidae. The record is from RefSeq and is a predicted model, not a curated record. Gene Ontology annotation, cellular component: lysosomal membrane. The transcript has 18 exons. The coding region runs from base 3 to 1994 and encodes 663 amino acids. Gene Ontology annotation, biological process: lysosomal transport.
CCAUGGAGCGGGCGCAGACGGGCCGGUCGAGCUCGCGCAGGCGCCGGGCGAAGGAGCGCGGCUCAGCAGCGGUGACAGAGGAGCGCAGCUCCCCGAGGGAGGCGGCAGGCGGCAUGGGCGCGGGCCCGGCGCUGGUCGCGCUGCUGCUGGCCGGCUCGGUGCUGAGCGCCACGCUACUCGCCCCCGGCCGCCGGGCGGAGCAAGAUGUAGAUGAGAAGAGGCCUGUGGAGCUGAAGAUGGAUCAGGCUCUGCUUCUCAUCCACAAUGAACUAUCGGGAACAAGCCUAACCGUCUACUGGAAAUCUGAGUCCUGUUACCAAUGCACCUUCCAGCCUCUGGCGAACGUCUCUCACAGUGGCAAACCUGCGAAGCCACGCGUUACGGCCGUCUCAGUGAGCACCCAGCACGGGUCCAUCCUACAAGUCAAUUACACCCAGGGAGAGACUGCAGCUUGCAGGCUGGAAUACAAAUUUGGAGAAUUUGGAAACUAUUCCCUUCUGAUCCAGCAUGCUUCCCCUGGAGCCAGUGAAGUCGCCUGUGACCUAGUUGUCAACGAGAAUCCAGUUGACAGUAACCUUCCUGUGAGCAUUGCAUUCCUUGUUGGUCUAGCCCUCAUCAUCGCGAUAUCUUUCCUGAGGUUCUUACUGAGUUUGGAAGACUUCAAUAAUUGCAUUUCUAAGGCAAUAACUUCUCGAGAAACUGACCGCCUCAUCAAUUCUGAGCUAGGAUCCCCAAGCAGAGCAGACUCCCUCAGUGAUGACUGUCAACCAGAAACACGACGUGUGCCUGCCUCGCCUUACCGUCUCCGAUGCGUGGACACGUUUAGGGGGCUAGCCCUCAUCCUCAUGGUCUUUGUCAACUACGGCGGAGGAAAGUAUUGGUACUUCAAGCAUUCCAGCUGGAAUGGACUGACUGUGGCCGACCUCGUCUUCCCCUGGUUUGUAUUUAUUAUGGGAUCUUCAAUUUUCUUGUCAAUGACUUCUGUCCUACAACGAGGAUGUUCCAAAUUCAGACUGCUGGGGAAAAUCGCAUGGAGAAGCUUCCUGCUAAUCUGUAUAGGAAUUAUAGUUGUCAACCCCAACUAUUGCCUUGGUCCAUUGUCUUGGGAUAUGGUGCGGAUCCCCGGUGUCCUGCAGCGGUUGGGAGUGACGUACUUUGUGGUCGCUGUGUUGGAGAUCAUCUUCUCGAAGCCUGUCCCUGACAGUUGUACCUUGGAGAGAAGCUGCCUUUCUCUUCAGGACAUCACUUCCAGCUGGCCCCAGUGGCUCGUCAUUCUGAUACUUGAAAGCAUUUGGCUGGCUUUGACGUUCUUUUUACCUGUCCCUGGGUGCCCUACUGGCUACCUUGGCCCUGGCGGUAUUGGGGACUUGGGGAAGUACCCUCGCUGUACUGGAGGAGCAGCUGGCUACAUUGACCGCCUACUUCUGGGAGACAAUCAUCUGUACCAGCACCCCUCCUCCACUGUCCUUUAUCACACUGAGGUGGCCUAUGACCCGGAAGGAAUCUUAGGGACUAUCAACUCCAUUGUGAUGGCAUUUUUAGGAGUUCAGGCAGGAAAAAUACUCCUGUAUUACAAGGACCAGACGAAAGCCAUCCUGAUGAGAUUUGCUGCCUGGUGCUGCGUCCUUGGGCUUAUUUCUAUUGCUUUGACAAAAUUGUCUGCAAACGAAGGCUUUAUUCCGAUAAACAAAAACCUCUGGUCCAUUUCGUACGUCACCACCCUGAGCUGCUUUGCCUUCUUCAUCCUGCUCGUCCUGUACCCCGUCGUGGAUGUGAAGAGGCUGUGGACAGGAGCCCCGUUCUUUUAUCCAGGGAUGAAUUCUAUUCUGGUGUAUGUUGGUCACGAGGUGUUUGAGAACUACUUUCCCUUCCGGUGGAAGCUGGAGGAUGACCAGUCACACAAAGAGCAUCUAAUUCAGAACAUGGCUGCCACCGCUGUCUGGGUGCUCAUUGCCUACGUUCUCUAUAAAAAGAAGAUCUUCUGGAAAAUCUGACAGCACUCCCUGAUAGGCUUUGCUGGAGGAGCCCAGAGGCCCUGGGAGAAGGAUGGAACUGUCUUUAUUAAAGGACUCCUCCCCACAAAAGGGACAUACUUACGGAAGCUGUGUCCUGUGUCGAGCUGACUUGCUUAGCCAUCAGAAAGCUGCCUGUAUGUUUUUACUUAUAUAUUUACAUAUUUAAAAUGUUAUGUUCGCCCUUUCCUUCAUUUUCUAUGAAAUUGAUAUUUUUGGAACGUGCGUGGAGGGGUUUACAAUGGACAUUUUGCUUCUGUAAUGUGCUGGGUUUGACUCAGAGGUAGAAUGUUUUCCUAACUUGGACAGUUUGAUCUCUGCACCACAGACAAGCAAACCACAACAAGAACACAAGAAAACCCAAAGGACCACUUCUUAUUUCCUGAAAACUGCCUUCCCCUGUGUAUAUGCAUGCCAACAAAAAUACCACGGUUUCUGUUGUGAGACUUAUAUAAAGCUUUUUGAAUGGACUGUCUCAUAAUUUUGUCUAAUUUUUUUUAUAGCAUGCACUUUAAUGUUUCUAGGAAGCCAAAGUAAUUUUCAAGGCUUUGAUGAGCCAACAAAAUGCAUUAUCCAAAGUGACCGGCUUCUCCCCCCUCCCCUGCCCGGAAAACACUGAAGCAUAGGUAGGUUUAUUAUUGUUGGUUACUCUUGUUGCACUGUGCCCAUCCAUCCAGCCUACUAUUUACUGCUGUCUAUCUGUCUGCCUGUCUGCACUGGCAUGUCUCUGGAUGGUACUAGGCGUCUCUAGGCGCCAGAGAUGUAUCCGAUGAAGGAAGAGCAUCUGCUCUCGCUGUGAUCCUCUGAGCUGCCCCUGUGUAAGGUGCAGGGCAGCCGUCUGGCCUGUCAGAGCUUUGGUUCCUCAUUCAUGGAAGGAAAGGGAUGGGCAUGCUCCAUCAGGUCUCCCCAGUGUUUAGAUGUGAUAAGCUGGGGUCUCUUGGCAGCUUCUCUGAAAUCCUCACUGUAAUCUUAUAGGAAACCCUGGAAAAGGAAUAAUAGGGAAACCUAUAACUCCAUCGGAGUGAAUGUUAUCAAAUGUCCAUCCACAGUUUCCGGAGCAGAGGUGAUAUAUGUGGAAGGACAGCCCUUGUGUGCUGUGCAUGUCAUUCCCUCGUGGGGAUUUUUCAUGGGUAUUGUAUAGUAAAGGAGAAUCGUGACGGGGUUGUACUUCAGGUCACUCUUCCGUGGUGGCCUGGGGACACGUUUGUGUGGCUUUUAAGUCCCCCCCCCCAUUUACUUAUGUUCCCAAUUAAGAAAUACACAUUAAUCAUUGCUAAGUCUCAGUUCUUUCUCAAUCUUCCACGUCUGCCUGCUUCAUUCUCCCUGUUGCGGCUGCUGUUCGAGUCUAGACGCUUGCCUCCUUAUGGGACUCCUUAUCCACUGCCAUCAGAUUCAACUUGAGAACGAAGGAGUUGGAUCAGACCACCAUCUUGUCCAAUCAGUGGGGCCGGAGGCAUCAUCUCUGGCAGGUACAGUGGUCUUCAUUUGAUCCCACUCCUCCCAUGUCUCCCCACCUCCUUCUCAGCCUUACUUGGCCCUCCCUCCCUCCUGACUGCCAUCUUCGGUUCUCCCCACCUGGAUUUGAUCUGUCAUUUCAAAUGCCCCAUUGUGGAAGCACCACCUCUCACCUCGUUCCCAUCCAGAGCUGACACCUUUGGGGUUCUCAAAUAUUGACAUUCAUCUCGUGGCAUUAGUAGCUUCUGCCUCAUGUGAUGGUUACUUUCUGGUUACUGUGAUAUCAGUGGCAAGAAUUACAUAUUCUUCUACAUCUGUGUGGUGCCGGAUGUACUGCCUUGUGCUUAGCAAGUGCUGAAUAAACAGUUAUUAA